AUGAAACGUGCUGACGAGAAUAUUGAUAAUUCUUUAUUAUCAUUAGAACAUUUUCAUGACAAUAGAACUACUUUAAUGGAUUUACCAAAUGAAAUUUUACUUCUUAUUUGUCGUUAUUUAUCACCAGCUUAUGUUCUUUAUUCGUUUUAUACACCUGAAAAAGCUGAAACACGUUUACAUCGUUCAAUAAUUGAUUAUUAUACAAAAAUAAAACUUGAUAAAAUAUCAUUUGAUGCAUAUGCCUAUAUUCACGAGUUACUUAGUGAUUCUAAUACUCCUCUUCAACCUGAAUCUCUAAUAUUAAGUAAUGAACAUAUAACUUGUUUAACACAACGAUAUUUUACUUAUAUUCGUAAGAAUCUCAUUCAAUCAAUAUUCACCAAUUUGAAACGUCUUACAUUAAUCGAUUGUUCUACAAGUGAAAUUCAACAAAUUGAUAGAGAAUAUAUUGAUGAUCUACAGCGACUUGAAUAUUUUCAUAUUAAUGUUCAUAAGUUGGACAAAUAUUUUAUUUCCGAAGAACCAUGUGAUGGAUCGAUUGGUCGAAUAUUAUUCAACAAAAAGCUUUCAUCAUUAAACACGAUAAAGAUUGAAUUAUUAGAUGGCCUUUCAUUAUAUCAAUCUUUAAUAUCUCAUGAAAAUCUUCGUCAUGUUGAAAUUAUUUUAAAAACAAUCGAUGAUUUAUGUAUAUUACUCGGUCGACUUAUACCAAAUGUUCAAUCAUUAAUUGUCCAUUUAACUCAAACACGUAUUUUGACAUGUCUUCAUUUACCAUGUAAAUUAUCAUGUCCUCAACUAACUGAAUUUGCUCUGUUCGAACCUUGUGUCAGAUUAGUUAUUGAUAAUCUUAAAUGUAUUUUUAGCGCAAUGUCAAAUUUAAUUAAAUUAACAUUAAGUAUUCGUGAUACACCUGAUUCACAAUUUUGUCAUGGUCCCACAAUGGAAUCGAUAUUAACAGAAUAUUUACCACAUCUUCGUCAAUUUGAUUAUACAAUGACACAUCGAAUUAGUGAUAAAUUAUUAAUUGAAGAUUUCAUUCGGUGGCCAAUGAAUGUUACUUAUUAUUUUAAUGAAAAUUCUAAAUGGAUCCAUAUAUAUUCACUACCAUGGCCAUUAAAUAAAGAUGAUCAACGACGAUUACCUAUUGUUAAAAAUGGAUAUAUGACAACAGUUGGAUCAGAUGUUAAACAAGCUGAACAUAUGGAACAUAUGAAGAUUACAAAAUCAGAUGAAUUAAUUGAAUUGGAAACUCGUUUUCAUCGAGUUUGUAAAAUAACAACUUGUUUUUCAAUUAAUAGGAAAUUACCUGAACGAAUUACAAAAUUGAUUCUUACAGAAGAAACUCCAAUUGGUUCUAUACAGUCAAUAGUUCAACCUUAUAUUCAUCAUUUAAUUGUUGAACGUCGUUUAAUUGAUGAACAAGAAAUAUCUUCUCUUGCUCAUCAAUAUCCAAAUGUUAAAUAUUUACAAUUAUUAUUUCCAUUGGAUAAUUCGUUAUUUCUUCGGUGCUUUCAAGUUUUGUUUAGUAUGGAUGAUAGUAGUGAUAAGAAGUUACGUUUUUGGUCUGAAUUAAUCAAUUUUUCGACGAAAUAUGUUUAUGGACAAUCAAAUGGAAUACUAAGUGACGGUAAAUUUCAUCAAUGGCUUAUUGACAAUACUGAUUUGAAAUAUCAUACGUUGAUAUUUUAUGCAAACUGUUCGAAUUCAAUGUUUUCUAUUUGGCUUUAA
This is a messenger RNA of Rotaria sp. Silwood1, 1728 nucleotides long. The record is from the annotation of a GenBank genome assembly. NCBI's taxonomy places the organism in Eukaryota, Metazoa, Rotifera, Eurotatoria, Philodinida, Philodinidae.